UGCCAGCACUGCCGCAUCAGCUUUGAAGAGCGAGGACUUUAUUUUCUGCACAAGUCCCUUCAUGGGGAGAUGAGCCCAUGGCAGUGCAGCAUUUGUCACAAGAUCUGUGCUGACAGAAAUGAUUUCCACCUGCACUUUGUGAAC
Lymnaea stagnalis (great pond snail) is the source of this 144-nucleotide messenger RNA. NCBI's taxonomy places the organism in Eukaryota, Metazoa, Mollusca, Gastropoda, Lymnaeidae. The record is from the annotation of a GenBank genome assembly.